AUGGCUUUGGAAGAUCUCAAAAAAGAAGUUGAAAUGGGUCUAACGAGCAAACAAGCAGAGGAUAUAAUGGCCAGAGAUGGACCGAAUCAGCUUAGUCCACCGAAAACAACGCCAGAGUGGGUGAAAUUUUGUAAGCAGCUCUUCGGAGGAUUUGCCAUGCUCCUGUGGAUCGGUGCAAUCCUCUGCUUCAUUGCCCACGCCAUCACAGCAUCCACAACGGAUGAACCCUCCAAUGAUAAUUUGUACUUAGGAAUUGUUUUGACCGUUGUUGUCAUUUUAACCGGUUGUUUCUCGUACUAUCAAGAAGCUAAAAGUUCAAAAAUCAUGGAUUCUUUCAAGAAUUUAGUACCACAGACAACAGUGAAGGCAGAAGAGUUAGUGAAGGGUGAUGUGGUCGAAGUGAAAUUCGGCGAUCGAGUACCAGCUGAUAUCAGGAUACUAGCAGCUCACGGGUUGAAGGUGGACAAUUCAUCUUUAACUGGAGAAUCUGAACCUCAAUCACGAACUCCAGAAUUUACAAAUCCAAAUCCACUUGAAACGAAAAAUUUGGCAUUUUUUUCAACAAACGUGGUGGAAGGAACAUGUAGAGGAGUGGUCAUCAACACUGGGGACAGAACUGUCAUGGGGAGGAUCGCUGGGUUGGCCUCUGGAUUGGAAAGUGGAGAAACUCCGAUUGCGAAAGAAAUUUCUCAUUUCAUACACAUCAUCACUGCUGUUUCCGUUUUCCUAGGAGUCACUUUUCUUAUUAUAGCACUUGUUCUUGGAUACAACUGGUUGGAUGCAGUCAUAUUUUUGAUUGGUAUCAUUGUGGCGAAUGUUCCUGAAGAAUGCAACGGUGACGCGUCGGAAUCAGCAAUCUUGAAGUGCGCUGAACUUUCCGUGGGCAACGUGGCAUCAAUCAGGUCAAAACAUAAAAAAGUUUCUGAAAUACCGUUUAACUCUUCAAAUAAAUUCCAGGUAUCAAUUCAUGAAGUAAAUGAACCAGCCUCCAAAUAUUUGUUGGUUAUGAAAGGAGCUCCCGAGCGCAUACUGGAACGUUGCACACAAAUUAUCGCAAAUGGAAAAAAUCAUGAAAUGAAUGAUCAAUGGAGAUCAAGCUUUAACGAGGCAUACAAUGCCAUGGGAGGAUUAGGUGAACGUGUUUUAGGUUUUUGCGAUUGUUAUCUUCCAGAAGAAAAAUUUCCAAAAGGUUUUAAUUUUGAUGCUGACAACCCCAAUUUCCCGUUAUCUGGACUUCGUUUUGUUGGAUUAAUGGCCAUGAUUGAUCCUCCGAGAGCUGCUGUACCGGAUGCUGUCAGCAAAUGCAGGAGUGCUGGUAUAAAGGUGAUAAUGGUAACGGGGGACCAUCCUAUCACAGCAAGAGCCAUUGCCAAGAGUGUUGGCAUAAUAUCGGAAGAAAACGAAACUAUUGAAGAAAUGGCGGAAAGAUUGAAAAUACCCAUUUCAAAAGUGGAUCCAAGAGCCUGCAAAGCUCGAGUGAUUCACGGAACAGAGCUGAAGGAAAUGACCGACCAAGAGUUGGAUGAUGUUUUGAACUACCAUUCAGAAAUCGUGUUUGCCAGGACAUCUCCUCAGCAGAAACUCAUCAUUGUUGAAGGCUGCCAGCGACAAGGUGCCAUUGUGGCAGUCACUGGGGAUGGUGUCAACGACUCGCCUGCUCUCAAGAAGGCUGACAUCGGAAUAGCUAUGGGGAUAGCAGGAUCGGAUGUGAGCAAACAGGCAGCUGAUAUGAUAUUGCUCGAUGAUAACUUUGCUUCCAUUGUUACUGGAGUGGAGGAAGGUCGCUUGAUCUUUGACAAUUUAAAGAAAUCAAUCGCAUAUACGUUGACCAGUAAAAUACCAGAAAUGACACCCUUCUUAAUUUACAUUCUGGCUGGCAUUCCGUUAGCACUUGGAGUUGUCACAAUUCUUUGCAUUGAUCUUGGAACCGACAUGAUUCCCGCCAUCUCGUUGGCUUAUGAACAGCCUGAAAGUGACAUCAUGAAGAGGAUGCCCAGGGAUCCCACCAAUGAUAAACUUGUCAACAGCAGAUUAAUUUCAAUGGCUUACGGGCAGAUUGGAAUGAUGCAAGCUGGAGCAGGUUUUUUAGUUUAUUACGUUAUUAUGGCCGAGAAUGGAUUCAUGCCAAUGAGGUUGUUUGGACUUCGCAAAGAAUGGGAUUCUCCCAGUGUUUCUGAUCUUCUUGACUCCUAUGGACAAGAAUGGACGUACGCUCAAAGAAAGGUGUUGGAAUACACUUGUCAUACAGCAUUUUUUAUGGCAGUCGUUCUUGUGCAAUGGACUGAUCUAAUUAUUUGCAAGACGCGUCGAAAUUCUGUCAUUCAUCAAGGAAUGCUCAACCACCACUUAACGUUCGGUUUAUUUUUUGAGACAACUUUAGCAGCAUUCCUAUCGUACUGCCCUGGACUUGAUAAGGGCCUCAACAUGUACCCACUCAAGUGGACGUGGUGGCUGGUGCCCCUACCAUUCAGCGCACUUAUCCUCGCAUACGACGAGGUCAGAAAAUAUCUACUAAGAAAGAGACCAGUUGGAUCUGGAGGCUGGCUGGAAGAAGAAACUUACUAUUAAAUGGCUGUUAUUUUUAUAAUAUUUUAAAUGGUAGAAAUCUAUGUUCAUAAUUACUUGAAAGAUUUUAAAAAAUCUUAACAGUGUAAAUAUUAAUAAAUAAUUUUAGUUUAUAGCAAUAACGAUUGAUAAUCUUCUUCUACUGAGCAUACAUUUUUUUAGUGGGAUUGCGUACAUGUUUUUUCAUCGGCACAAGUAGUUUCAAGUUUCGUUAUUUAAUGCCAUCUCAAACAUGUCCAAACUUGAUUGAACAAAAUGGUUUAGAUCAAAAUUAAUUGUUGUGAAAAAUCAUAUCUGGAUUGAUUCUUCAUUAAAAAAUUGUAAAUAUUUAUCUACUCUUUAAUUCAUUCAAUCAAAUUGUUUAAUUCUGCCAUUUAAACUUUUAUUUUAUGUGUUUAUAAUAAAAAAAAUUACAUUAUUCUAUGUUAUAUCAUCACAUUAAUUAUGUUUUCGCUCUAUUAACUAAUUAAAAUUUCACUAAAAUGCCAGGUACUGUGUUGCUCUUGUUUACAUAUGUAAACAAGAGCAUGUAGAUUAACAAAUUAAUCCAAUGAAUUGAAGUUCUUAACGUAUAUUAAUAAUGAAUAAUUCAUAAAUUGUGUUGAACGUGUCAGCUGAAGCUGCUUUUCAUUUGAUUAUAAUAUAACAAAGCAGAACAAUU
This is a messenger RNA of Helobdella robusta, 3226 nucleotides long. RefSeq lists its product as hypothetical. Gene Ontology annotation, molecular function: P-type sodium:potassium-exchanging transporter activity; ATP hydrolysis activity; ATP binding. NCBI's taxonomy places the organism in Eukaryota, Metazoa, Annelida, Clitellata, Rhynchobdellida, Glossiphoniidae. Bases 1 to 2568 code for a protein of 855 amino acids. Gene Ontology annotation, biological process: sodium ion export across plasma membrane; intracellular sodium ion homeostasis; proton transmembrane transport. The record is from RefSeq and is a predicted model, not a curated record. The transcript has 17 exons. Gene Ontology annotation, cellular component: membrane.